AAUUUUAAUUGCCAAUGUUAUUAAAUCAAAGGCAUGUUGGCUUGCGAAUAUAUAUAUAUAUAUAUAAACAAGGAAAUAAUUCUAAGGCGAAAUUUUCUUUAAUUAUAUGAUUUACUAAAAUAGUGCUUAGUUCUCACUGGCCUGUGAUCCCGUCCAUCGUUUGAGCACAGAUCCCGAGGAAGGAUCAGACGGUGGAACGUACCCAUAUAAGAACCCUCCAUUGCCUUCUCUCUCUUUCCCUUCCGCUUUGUCACCCCCUCCGCCCCUUCUCGCCUUUUUCAUCUCUUCUUCUUAUGGCUUCCGUUCCAAACCUUCUCCUCUUCGUCUCGCUGGCUCCUAGCCCUAGAUUCUACACGGCUCUGCUUCCACUCUAAUACUCAACCGUACCCUUUCUCUGGCUUUGGAUUUACUCGUUUUUGUUUGGUUCUGUGAACAAGAUGAGUGGUCAGGAGGUUUUUAUAUUUGGUUCUUUUACUGAAGAGGAGUCAAGGUUCUUUCAAAACCAAUCUGCUAUGACCAAUGUCGACCAGACAGAAAAGAUAUGUUUGCAAUUUGGUUCUUUGAGCUUCGCGUUUGAAAGCACAGUGAAAGGCUCUAGUGCUAAGGCGGAUGAUAAAGCUGACAUUACCCAAGCAUGUGAGCUGGUUGCAAAGAGUAGUGCCUCCAAGAAUGGUACUGGGGCGAUAUCUAAAGCCUUACACAAAAUUCCACAAUCUAAAGUAAAUGAGAGUCCUAAUGGUUCCUUAUUCCAUACUGAUAUUAUUGAAAUUGAGAAGAAUACUUUUGAUACUAGUUCACCAAGUAUAUCUGGAUCUGAGAAUAAUACUACUAAUUUGAGCUCAUUCAGUGUUGCUGAGGGCCAAAGUGGUGAUGACGACUUGUUAACAAGAAAUGUGCAAAAUGGUGAUGAAAGAUCAUGCGAUGGUGAUAUUUCUGUCAGUUCAUCUGAAGGCAUGAAUAAUGCGAAACUAUUGAGCAAACCAGAAAAAUCUGAAAUUUUAAUGCCACGAGGCUUGAUAAAUUCCGGGAAUCUCUGCUUUGUUAAUGCAACAUUGCAAGCACUCCUUUCAUGCUCACAAUUUGUUUAUCUUCUGCAUGAUCUUAGAGCUCGCAAUCUUCCCAAGGUUGCCUAUCCAACACUUCAUGCAUUUGUCGACUUCAUCUCAAAUUUUGACAUGCCAAAAGACUGGAAUGCUGAGAAAAGUAAGGCAGCAGUUCUUGAGAGUGGGGAACCUUUCCAUGCAAGCAUGUUUGAGCAUGUUUUGAAGAAAUUUACUCCAGACGUGCCUUCAAAUCUAUCUGGGGGAAGACCUAGACAAGAAGAUGCCCAAGAAUUCUUGAGUUUUGUCAUGGACCAAAUGCAUGAUGAAUUGUUGAAACUUAAAGGCCCUUCAUCACAACAUCAAAAUGGAGUUAACUGCUCUCUUGUAUCUUCUGAUGAAGAAGAUGGUUGGGAAACUGUUGGACGAAAAAACCGUUCUGCUGUCACCAGAACUCAGAAAUUUCUGCCAUCUGAGUUGAGUGCAAUUUUUGGGGGGCAACUAAGAAGUGUUGUGAAGGCAAGAGGCAACAGAGCUUCAGCUACUGUUCAGCCAUUCCUCCUGCUGCAUCUUGACAUUCAUCCGGGAACUGUUCACACAAUUGAAGAUGCAUUACAUUUAUUUUCUGCUUUGGAGACACUGGAAGGAUACAGAAUAUCCACCGGGAAGGAUGGUGAAGUAGCCGCUAGCAAGUCAGUGAAGAUUCAAGAGCUCCCUCGAAUUAUGAUACUGCAUCUAAUGCGGUUCAGCUAUGGAAGCAAUGGAAUGACUAAACUGCAUAAACCUGUCCGAUUCCCACUUGAGCUUGUACUUGGUCGCGAGUUGCUUGUACACCCAUUAUCAGAGGGACGAAGAUAUGAGCUUGUGGCAACGAUCACACACCACGGCAGAGAACCCUCAAGAGGUCAUUACACAGCUGACACGAAGUAUUCUGAUGGGCAGUGGCUCCGGUAUGACGAUGCAUCCAUAACUGCUAUUAGCACAAGCAAAGUUUUGCACGACGAGGCAUACGUUCUUUUCUACAGACAAAUAUAGUGCUGCAUCUACCUUACACUGAAGAGUUGAGUGACUUGGUGUCAGGCAGGUUGGCCAGAAUUGUGUCACUGGCCAUUGAGAUACUUACAUUCAUUGAUGUCUCGAGAAAUCUGAUACCUUUGUAAUGAUGCAGAGAUUAUAGUGAUUUUUGUUGGGGAUUUUUUGUGCAUCUGAUUACUGUUUUUUUCCUAAUUUAGUUUUUACAAGUUUAUAUACUGAAGAAAAUUCAUCAUGUAUAUAUAUUUGGACAAAGUUCAUAUUUGCUUACAUGCAUGGACAAUAUGAUCUAUGUCUACUUUGAUA
Molecule: messenger RNA, 2378 nt
Organism: Dioscorea cayenensis subsp. rotundata (Guinea yam)
Lineage: Eukaryota; Viridiplantae; Streptophyta; Magnoliopsida; Dioscoreales; Dioscoreaceae
Product: ubiquitin carboxyl-terminal hydrolase 24-like
Exons: 7
Coding region: 438-2075 (545 amino acids)
Biological process (GO): protein deubiquitination
Cellular component (GO): nucleus; cytosol
Molecular function (GO): cysteine-type endopeptidase activity; cysteine-type deubiquitinase activity
Source: RefSeq, a predicted model, not a curated record